Molecule: messenger RNA, 1764 nt
Organism: Penicillium pulvis
Lineage: Eukaryota; Fungi; Ascomycota; Eurotiomycetes; Eurotiales; Aspergillaceae
Product: T6SS phospholipase effector Tle1-like catalytic domain-containing protein
Exons: 2
Coding region: 1-1764 (587 amino acids)
Source: RefSeq, a predicted model, not a curated record
AUGGAUGACAGCCUCUUGCAAGAUGGGGAUACUGCCAUUCCCAAGAUACCAGGUCUAGCUCGCAAGCGGAUCAUCAUCUGCUGCGAUGGAAGUGGACAAUCCGCCGUCUCAGGCGAAGAAAGCAUCCCAUCCAAUAUAACCCGACUCUGCCGCGCGAUCGACCCAGUGGGCAUCGACAAGAAUGACAAGCGCCCCUGGCAACAAGUCGUCUGGUACGAUUCCGGUGUUGGAACGAACUCAGCAGGCAAAGUCCCAGCUGGAAAGGACCUCGAAGGAAAUGUCAUCGAGGCUUACAACUUCUGUGUGCUGAACUGGAGCCCAGGCGACCAGAUCAUGUGUUUUGGCUUCUCGCGAGGUGCAUACACUGCGCGUGCAAUUGCUGGCUUAAUCUCUGAUCUGGGUAUCUGCUCCCGCGCGGACCUGCAGCAUUUCCCCGAAGUGUGGAAGCUUUACAAAUUGAGCCAUCCGGCUGUUACUGGCGAUCGGUUUUAUGGCAGUGAUGCUUAUUUCGAUUAUCAUAACGGGAAACCAGCUGAUCCUCAGCCGCUGGAGCGGAUGGAAGCUAAUGACAGUAUUUCUUGGGAGUAUCCCGGGCGCGGUCGGUGGGCUCCUGAUGAGUCGAGAUCGGUUGAGGUAGUUGGUGUGUUUGAGACUGUUGGUGCGCUUGGAUUCCCCGAGCUGUUUGGGCAAGAGGUGCCGCAGUGGCUUAGCCGAACUGACAAGCCUGAGUGGCAUAACGUUGGACUUUCUCCUAACAUCAAAAACGCAUUUCAAGCACUUGCUCUCGAUGAGCACCGUGCCGCAUUUACACCAACUCUCUUCUACAUUCCGCCCGUCACGAAAGCGACCGAGCGGCAAAUUAGGGAACAAGAAAAGAAGGCCGAUACUGCGAAGGCCAAGUGGGGCAAUGUUUUGACUACCUACCGUCCUCCUCUUAAGGAGAUCCAAAGCGCGAUCAAGCAAAAGAAUGAAGCCGAACGGGAGUUGCUGAAGCUGAUGGAUAGCUUGAAAGAUCGCACCAAGCUGCUGCAAGUCUGGUUCCCGGGCGUCCACAUCAACGUCGGCGGUGGAUCCGACCUGACACUGAAAAACCAGGGCAACAUGGAAGAGAUGUCGGAUGUCGCCUUCUCCUGGAUGCUAGAUCAGAUCAAAGAAUUUGUCUCUCUCAACCCCCAAGCCUUGGAGGAGGAUCAGAGGGCUCGCCACAAGCGACUUGUUGAAAUAAAUGACAUUCUCGAUGCUUACGAGGCCAAAAUUGACAGACAGAAAAGAGAGUCCUGGACGCAGUGGGCUUUGCGAAGCGGCCAGUCUAUCGCUUCUUCGAUCCUUCAUCCUUUCUCGGCAGGAGAUGGGCCAGCCUACCUGAAGCACCGCACCUAUACCUGGGGUUUGGGUGAUCUACCAGACAGCUUUGGCCUUAAGUACUAUAUCAAUGGAUCUCGGCCACGAACACCGGGCCGUUAUGCCAUCGAUAAGAAUGGGACCAAGCUCGGUGAGACUUUUGAAGAGGUUCAUCCUGUUGUCGGCUACCGGGUUCAGAAGACCAAGUAUCGGCCCAUACAGUUGGCUGGACUUGAUUACCAGCGCCGGGGGAAGAAGGGUGGCGGCUACGAGUACUGGUUCAAGUAUCCUGGCUCAUCGAAGCAUGAGGUUCUCGCUGAGUGGAUGAUGUCGGAUGACAUCAACUCAUAUGAGAGAUCGGUGGUUCAAGGUGAAGAUGCGCGUGAUUAUGCUGAAGCCCUGAGUGUUCAGAGAAGGUCAUGA